Mercenaria mercenaria is the source of this 390-nucleotide messenger RNA. RefSeq names its product interferon-inducible GTPase 1-like. The record is from RefSeq and is a predicted model, not a curated record. The coding region runs from base 1 to 390 and encodes 129 amino acids. NCBI's taxonomy places the organism in Eukaryota, Metazoa, Mollusca, Bivalvia, Venerida, Veneridae. Gene Ontology annotation, cellular component: membrane. Gene Ontology annotation, molecular function: GTP binding; GTPase activity. The transcript has a single exon.
AUGACUGAUUACUACGAAAAUGAAAUACAUAAAAAUACUUACCAUGUUCUCGAACGCGAUGGAGUUCAUGGACUUAAAGAAUACAUAGCGGAUAAUCUAGAAAAAUGGAAAAAGGUCCACGUACAUAUUGCAGUCACUGGAAACAGUGGCGCUGGAAAGUCUAGUUUUAUCAAUGCUAUGCGAGGUAUCUAUCAGUCAGAGAAGAAUGUAGCGAAGGAAGGCACGACAGAAACGACGAAAGAUAUAGUUCCGUACAGUCAUCCCGAUAAUGAAAGUAUACAUCUCUGGGAUCUUCCCGGGAUGGGUACAAUGGCAAUGCCAGCUGAGACAUAUGACGGACAAAUAGGCUUUGACAAAUUCGACUUCUUUGUGAUUGUAUGUUCCAAUUGA